Molecule: messenger RNA, 1181 nt
Organism: Camelus dromedarius (Arabian camel)
Lineage: Eukaryota; Metazoa; Chordata; Mammalia; Artiodactyla; Camelidae
Gene: SGCA
Product: sarcoglycan alpha
Exons: 9
Coding region: 18-1181 (387 amino acids)
Cellular component (GO): sarcoglycan complex; membrane
Molecular function (GO): calcium ion binding
Source: RefSeq, a predicted model, not a curated record
GCCGGGCUGGGGCAGCCAUGGCAGCCACGCUAAUCUGGAUUCCUCUCCUUGUAGGUCUCCUGGCAGGGCUGGUGGGCACCGAGGCCCAGGAGACCACCCUGCACCCGCUUGUGGGCCGCGUCUUUGUACACACCCUGGACCAUGAGGCCUUCCUGCGCCUUGCUGAGCAUGUCGCUGUCCCACCCUCUGUCCCUGUCACCUACCAUGCCCACCUCCAGGGACACCCAGACCUGCCCCGGUGGCUCCGCUACACCCAGCGAAGCCCCCAUCACCCUGGCUUCCUCUACGGCACCGCCACCCCAGAAGAUCGUGGACGCCAGGUCAUCGAGGUCACAGCCUACAAUCGGGACAGCUUCGACACCACCCAGCAGAGUCUGGUGCUAUUGAUUGGGGAUCCAGAAGGCCCCCUGCUGCCAUACCAGGCUGAGUUCCUGGUGCGCAGCCAUGAUGUGGAGGAGGUGCUGCCCUCAACACCUGCCAGCCGUUUCCUCACAGCCCUGAGAGGGCUCUGGGAGCCUGGGGAGCUCCAGCUGCUCAACAUCACCUCUGCCUUGGACCGUGGGGGCCGAGUUCCCCUUCCUAUCGAGGGCCGCAAAGAAGGGGUGUACAUCAAGGUGGGCUCUGCCUCACCCUUCUCCACCUGCCUGAAGAUGGUGGCAUCCCCUGACAGCCACGCUCGCUGUGCCCAGAGCCAGCCUCCUCUUCUGUCCUGCUAUGACACCUUGGCACCUCACUUCCGCGUUGACUGGUGCAAUGUGUCCCUGGUGGAUAAAUCAGUUCCAGAGCCUGUAGACGAGGUACCCACUCCAGGCGAUGGCAUUCUGGAGCACGACCUGUUCUUCUGCCCUCCCACCGAGGCCACAGCCCGAGACUUCCUGACCGAUGCACUGAUCACCCUCCUGGUGCCCCUGCUGGUGGCUCUGCUGCUUACCCUGCUGCUGGCCUAUGUCAUGUGCUGCCGGCGGGAAGGACGGCUGAAGAGAGAUCAAGCCACCUCUGACAUCCAGAUGGUCCACCACUGCACCAUUCGAGGGAACACAGAGGAGCUGCGACAGAUGGCAGCUAGCCGAGACGUACCCCGGCCACUCUCCACCCUGCCUAUGUUCAACGUGCGCACCGGUGAGCGGCUGCCCCCCCAGGUGGACAGCGCCCAGGUGCCCCUCAUCCUGGACCAGCACUGA